This is a messenger RNA of Grosmannia clavigera kw1407, 1761 nucleotides long. RefSeq names its product ATPase AAA-2. NCBI's taxonomy places the organism in Eukaryota, Fungi, Ascomycota, Sordariomycetes, Ophiostomatales, Ophiostomataceae. The record is from RefSeq and is a predicted model, not a curated record. Gene Ontology annotation, cellular component: mitochondrial matrix. The coding region runs from base 1 to 1761 and encodes 586 amino acids. Gene Ontology annotation, molecular function: ATP hydrolysis activity; ATP binding. The transcript is spliced from 3 exons. Gene Ontology annotation, biological process: proteolysis; protein catabolic process.
AUGCCGACCAUUUCGAGACUGCGGUCCGCGGCCCUUCUCGGGGCCUCUGUCAAAUCGUCUGCCACGUCUUCGUCCUUCAGGCCUUCCGUCCUCCAUCACCGCCGAUUCUCUGAUUCACCGGCCUCGCCAGUAGCUCCUCGCAGAACACCAGGCCUCAACUUGGGGUUUUCCAGCACAUACGACCCAUCCGAAGAUGUUGUACGGGGUCCUAUAUUCGAUAAGCCGAGGUUUGGUAGUGUGCCUCAAUUUUAUCCGCGCGAUCUAAAGAAGCUACUUGAUACCUAUGUUAUUGGUCAAGAGAGGGCUAAGAGGACGACAACUUCCACGGUCUUUAACCACCACCAACGAAUGCAUCACAAGCUGCGUCAAGAAGAAACAGACCGCUUAACAAGGGAGAAGCUGCAACGGCAGAGGUUUGCUAGAGACAGGGAUUUGCAUGACAUACACCGGGAAUCGCACAAUUCCAACGAUGCAUACGAGCUUGACGAACGAUUCGAGCUGCCCGAAGGAGGGUAUCGAAACUACAAACCCGAGCCUGUCGGUGGAUUGCAUAUACCAGAAGGCCCAACACGUGCUGAGGAUGUCAGAAUCGAUAAGAGCAACUUGCUACUUAUAGGCCCUACAGGUGUGGGCAAGACAUAUAUACUCGAAACACUUAGCAAGGUCUUAAACAUCCCAUUUGCCAUAUGUGAUUGCAGCAGUUUCACGCAGGCCGGUUAUGUCGGGAAGGACGUGGAGACGUGCAUUGAGAGACUUCUCAUCGAGGCAAAUUACGAUACGCGGGCAGCCGAGUUUGGCAUCGUGAUUCUCGACGAAUUUGACAAGAUCGCAAGGAAGGAGGAGGCGAACAACAGGGACAUCGGCGGUGAGGGUGUGCAGCAAGCCCUCUUGAAGCUCGUUGAGGGGACGAAGGUCACGGUCAGCAUCAAGGACAACCAUUCCUCGCGUUCGGCCAGUCCCAUCACCAGUACAUAUGGAUCCCCAAAUGCCUCAUUGCCGCCACAAGGCUCAUCCGCAUCUGGCAAAAUUGAGCAGUACACAAUCGAUACCAGCCGCAUCCUGUUUGUUUUCUCGGGUGCUUUCGUGGGUCUUGACAAACACAUCAUCCGAAGGGUCGCAAAGCCGUCUUUGGGGUUUGGGUCCGAGCUCCGAAGCACAAAAGACUCUACUAUUGCAGGGAGCAAGGCUGUUUUACCUGCGAAGAUGUAUGCUCACCUACCACACCAGCCUGCCGACGACGACCCGAAUGGUGCAAACUUCACACCCCUAGACCUUGUCAGCCCGGCUGAUCUCCAGGCCUUUGGGUUCAUCCCAGAACUCAUUGGCCGUCUGCACAACAUAUGCGCGUUGACACCACUGUCGGUGGACGAGCUAUACCGUAUAUUGACGGAACCGAGGCACAGCCUCAUCGCCCAGUACACGGCACUGUUCGAGACAUAUCCAAGCAGGCUAUAUUUCACCCAGAGAGCCCUCCACGCUAUUGCCGAGCGGGCCUCAAAGGUUGACACCGGCGCCCGAGGCCUAAAGAUGGAACUCGAGCGGGUGCUGGCAGAGCCUAUGUUUGAUGCUCCCAUGGCAUACGUCCUGAUCACAGAGGGCUGCGUGAACGGCACGGACAAAGCUGGAUAUUGGGGGAAAGACGGGCUGUUCGAGGUUCAAAGACGUAUUCGAGAUGAAGACGAGGGUCUUGGCCGGGACGCAGCUGUUUUGACGGAACUACCGCACGAGCAACCACGACAGGCCGGACAGAGCGGCGUUUGA